Diatraea saccharalis (sugarcane borer) is the source of this 746-nucleotide messenger RNA. The record is from the annotation of a GenBank genome assembly. Lineage: Eukaryota; Metazoa; Arthropoda; Insecta; Lepidoptera; Crambidae.
CCCCCAAGGCCACCCCUAGAACCGCCCUUUUAUAAAAUUUUAACUAUCUAUUAUGAAAUAAAUAAUUUCACCAGUAACAGGAGCGUCUAAGGAAAAGUCUUGUAAGAUGGAGCCGUCGUUCAGUCGAUCACCGCAGAGUCUGGUAGCUGAUAUUAAAAGCCAAUCACUGGGACAGUUGUAUAUCUCCACUCCAGCUUGGUCUUUAGGAAUAAUUGUUACUUCUCUUGGUAUGCGUGGCGAUGUCUGCGCAAGCAGGUGGGAUUUUAGCCCCCGUCGCAUAUGGUGGUGCCUGGAACCCUUACAGUUCAUAUCCUGCACAACCAGCGAUCGCCUCUCAGCACUCUAACAUACUUAGAUCGCCUUUCAACUUGGGACAGGUAUCAACCUACUCAAAAGCAAUUGACACACCCUUCUCGAGUGUUCGUAAAUCUGACAUACGCGUCAGCAAUCCGGGCGUAGCUGUGGCCCCUGCCUAUGGCGGUAUUGCUGCUCCGGCUUAUGGUGGCAUUGCUGCUCCAUACGUGUCACAUGUGGGUGUGGCCGCGCCUGUUGCUAGGGUUGCUGCUGCCGGUGGACUUCUUGGUGUUGCAUACUCAGCGGCACCAGCUGUGUCCCACAUGACCUACACGAACGGACUCGGUCUCGCUUACGCUUGGUAAACGUGGAAAUAAAAGUGAAUAGUAUUACAGUAAUUAUUAUGUACCUACAAAUGCACUGAAAGAUUCUCCUAUAUUUAUUACCUUAUA